Molecule: messenger RNA, 1581 nt
Organism: Gordionus sp. m RMFG-2023
Lineage: Eukaryota; Metazoa; Nematomorpha; Gordioida; Chordodea; Parachordodidae
Product: lysosomal acid glucosylceramidase-like
Exons: 1
Coding region: 79-1581 (500 amino acids)
Biological process (GO): glucosylceramide catabolic process
Molecular function (GO): glucosylceramidase activity
Source: RefSeq, a predicted model, not a curated record
UUGACGAUAUCAUUCUGCGAUCUUAUACUGACUAAUGAACAAACUACGAAUUGCAAUGCAAGAUACUACGGUGAAAAUAUGAUGGUAUGCGUUUGUAACGCUACUUAUUGCGAUUAUUUCCGCCUACCCGAACGUGUGGUUGGGAAUAAGGUAUUGGUUUAUACAUCGUCUCAAUCUGGAUUGCGUUUCAGCAAAAGCGAGCAUACCUUUAUUAACUAUGGCGGGCCGCAACAUGAUAAUGACGGCUCUGUCGUACUCACGAUCGAUUCUCGCAAAAAAUAUCAAUCCAUUUUGGGAUUCGGCGGCGCUAUUACAGAUGCAGUCGUUUUAAAUUACUACAACAUGACGGGUCCUACUAAAUCGGCCUUUUUGAGAUCCUAUUAUUCUGAAUUGGGUAUCAAUUAUAACAUGAUCCGGAUUCCUAUGGCCAGCUGUGACUUUUCUACCCACGUUUAUUCUUACGAUGAUCAUGACAAUGAUUUUAACCUUACUCACUUCGAAUUAACCGUCGAGGACACGCAUCACAAGAUCGCCAUGAUACAUGAAAUCUUGAAUUUGACCCGGGAAGAUAUCAAGGUAUACGCUAGUCCCUGGAGUGCUCCCGGCUGGAUGAAAUCUACCGAUUCCAUGAUUGGUGGUCCUUUGAUCAACGAACCAAACUAUUUCAAAACUUGGGCCAAUUACUUCGUCAAAUUUUUAAAAGCUUACGAAAGUUAUGGUAUUAAAAUAUGGGGUAUAACGGCCCAAAAUGAACCCGAGGACGGUUACAAUACAAAAUACCCGUUUCAGUCGAUGCAUUUUACUCCCGAAACGGGGGCCGACUUCGUCCUCAAUUAUUUGUGUCCUUUGCUAAAAUCGAAUGGUUUCCUUCCGGAACUCGCCGUUAUGAUAUUGGAUGAUAAUCGACCUUUCAUCAGAAAAUGGGCUGACCAGAUACUCGGUAAACUGAACGGAAGUACGGAAUGCGUCAAGGGGAUAGCCCUGCAUUGGUAUCUAAAUUUCAUAUCCCCAAAAAUUCAAUCGUUGGUACAUUUGGAUUACCCAAAUUAUUUUAUACUAUCUUCCGAAGCAUGCACGGGAUCCCUCCCUUGGGAAAACAACGUCAAAUUGGGCGAUUGGAGUCGAGGGGAGAAAUACGGGAGAGAUAUUAUGCAGGGUUUGACUAAUUGGCUCUCGGGCUGGACCGACUGGAACAUAAUGUUGAAUUUAAAUGGGGGCCCUAAUUGGGUCGGGAACUUUGUCGAUAGCCCCGUCAUAUUCAACGUGGCGAAAGACGAGUUUUACAAACAACCCAUGUUUUAUUUUUUGGGCCAUUUUUCGAAAUUCAUACCUAGGGGAUCUGUCCGAAUCGACGUGGAAAUGUCCAAUAAUACAAAGAGCAAAUUUUUAGCCAUAGCCUUUGAAACCGACCAUAAUUAUUCUAUCGUAAUCUUAAAUACGCACAAUGAAGCCGUCAAUUGUAAGGUCGUCAAUGCGGAUAAAAGCGUAGAUUUGACAUUGGAAGGACGUUCCAUAAAAUCGAUCAUAUGGCCAAAGCUAGAAAAAGAAUAUUCUCAAAUACGUUAUAAUAGUAUUAAUUAG